AUGUACAAAAGAACAUUAACGAUGAAUUGGGAUGGCUUGGGAGAAGAUGAUGAUGAUGAUGAUCAAUUCUUCGAAUCCCAUGAUAGGAUAUCAUCAGUUGUUCCUCUAGAUUUGGUGUCCUCAGGAUCAGAUAAUGAUGAAGAAUUUGAAGACAGCCGUCUUUCUUUUGCUUCUUGCAUUUCAUCAAAGUCCUAUGUUCCCAUCAAUAAUUUUCGUGAUUUUGAAGUGGCAACGAAUUCUGCUCCCGUGUUGGAAGAUUAUGGCAUGUGGAUGGCUGAGCCAGGAGAUAUCAAGGAGCGCCGUAAGCGCCUUUUUCACGGAAUGGGGUUGUCAAGCAACAAGAAUCUUCUCAAAAUUGCUAGUGCUAAGAUUGUCCAAACGACUUCCAGAAAAAUUGAUACUGGUCAGGUUUCUACAAGAAAGUUUGAAUUUUCUUCUCCUUUGAAAGAUGAAACAAAGCAAGAAACUCCAGAUUCAACUCCAAUUCUGUUGGUGAGAUCAAGAUCAGAUGGGGAUAUUGAAGCAUUUUCUGCAAAUACUAAGAAAAGAAAAGAAGAAUUAAUUGGUCCAGUCUCUAAACAACGCCUCACUAGAACAUUAUCCGUACUAAUAACAGCCCAUUCAGGUUUAUAUCCUUAUGCACAUCCUGUCAGAGUAUCUUCUACAAAAAUGGUAUGUAAAUCUUCUAAUGGUGGGCUACUAUCAUCCAUAUUUCCCGACAGUGGCUUUGGCUCAUUCUUUUUGAUAAAAAAUUUAGACACUGGAAAGGAGUUUAUUGUUAAAGAGUCCAACGAACAAGGGAUGUGGAAUAAGCUCAGUGAUGUUCAAACUGGAAAGCAGCUUACCAUGGAGGAAUUUGAGAAAUCCGUGGGAUAUUCUCCUGUUGUGAAAGAGUUGAUGCGCCGUGAAAAUUUCUCAAAAAAUAUAGAUGAUGAGAGCAAAAGAAUUUCAGCAAAUUCAUAUAUUAGUAAAAGCUUCAGAUAUAGCAAAAGAAGGGGCGCUGCUCUUUUAAAGAACAUUAAAUUAGGAGUAGCAAAUUCUAUGAGUGGAUUAAAGGUUGAUAAAGAAAGAGAGUGUCCUUCAAUUGUGGACCAGAAAACUAGCAAGAAUUCCUCCCAAUGGGUUAAAGUGCAUCAGACUGGAAAAUCAUACAAGGAAUAUACAGCUUUGCAUCUAUGUCAAGAAAUUCAAGCACAUGAGGGAUCUAUAUGGACCAUGAAGUUUAGCACAGAUUCACAUUACCUUGCGAGUGCAGGAGAAGAUAGAGUAAUCCAUGUAUGGGAAGUACAAGAAUGUGAAGUUAUGUCGACGAAACCACUUGAUGAUGUGAAAUCUAUCAAUAGCACACCUGUUCAUCCAAUGUUUUCAAAUGUUACAGAUAGGCCUCCUCUAGCUGAAAUUACUCCCAUGCCAUCAGAAAAGAGGAAAAAGGGAAAAAGUGUAAAUAAAAAAAAGAGUAACUCCAUCCCUGAUUAUGCUCACGUACCAGAAACCGUGUUUGCGCUUUCAGAGAAACCAACAUGCACUUUCAGUGGUCACCUAGAUGAUGUUUUAGAUCUUUCUUGGUCAAGAUAUCAGCAAUUGCUUUCAUCAUCAAUGGACAAGACUGUAAGACUUUGGGACAUGGAAACAAAAAGUUGUUUAAAAAUGUUUGCACACAAUGAUUAUGUUACAUGCAUAGACUUCAAUCCAGUAGAUGAUGAUUAUUUCAUCAGUGGUUCCCUAGAUGCAAAGGUUCGUAUAUGGAAUGUAUCUGACCGUCAAGUGGUGGACUGGAUUGAUAUUCAUGAAAUGGUCACCGCUGCUUGCUAUACUCCUGAUGGCCAGGGUGCCAUAAUUGGUUCUCAUAAGGGAAGUUGUCGAUCCUACAAUAUUACCGAUUACAAAUUAGAGCAGAAUGGUCAAAUUCAACUCCAGAACAAGAAAAAAUCUCAAUUUAAAAAGGUCACUGGUCUCCAGUUUGCUCCAUGGAAUCCAACUGAAUUAUUGGUUAGUUCUGCUGAUUCUCGGAUUCAGAUCUUAGAUGGAUUAGCUGUCACUCAUAAAUUCAAAGGUUUCCGAAACACUAAUAGUCAAAUUCCAGCUGCAUACAGUCCUGAUGGAAAGUACGUAAUAAGUGCAAGCGAAGAUAGUCAAGUCUAUAUUUGGAAGCGCCAAGAUCUAAAAGGCAAGAGUAAGGUUACCAUCCAAUCUCAUGAGCAUUUUCAAUGUAGAGAUGUCUCGGUUGCAAUCCCAUGGUCAGGUACCAUAAAGCAGGAGCCACCAUUGGUUGAAAUACAUUCAAAAAGGCAUUCGAAACGCAGUACUCUACCUCCAAAAUCUCCUGCACGCUCUCCUACCAAAGAAGAAAGUAGUAAGAGGCAUUUGCCACCUCUUCCCAAGAAAAGAGAUGAUGACAACACUAACAACAACAACAUGCUAGAAAGAUCCACUAGCUGCGGAGAUGAUAAUUUUUCUAAUUCCUCUCGUAUAGAUUCAGGAAUUGGUAUUAGUGAAUCAUUUACAUCAGCUUGUCCAUCAAUUAAAUAUGGUGAUUCGCCUUCCAUUUCAGCUUCUAGCUCUUCAAAUUCUCAAUAUUGGUCCUCCUCGUGGUCUCCCUUUGAUUUGGGAAACAGUAAUGGAAGUCAUACUGUUCAAGCCACUGCUUGGGGUGCAGUCAUUGUGGCAGCAACUCUUGGAGGUGAAAUUAGAGUCUACCAAAAUUUUGGGUUGCCUGUUAAGGUUGGUCGUCAGACUAAUCUCUUUAGAGACCUCACAUAA
Messenger RNA from Coffea eugenioides, 2760 nucleotides. Its product is annotated as WD repeat-containing protein 44-like. Lineage: Eukaryota; Viridiplantae; Streptophyta; Magnoliopsida; Gentianales; Rubiaceae. Bases 1 to 2760 code for a protein of 919 amino acids. Gene Ontology annotation, molecular function: protein binding. The record is from RefSeq and is a predicted model, not a curated record. The transcript has 7 exons.